Molecule: messenger RNA, 1438 nt
Organism: Argiope bruennichi
Lineage: Eukaryota; Metazoa; Arthropoda; Arachnida; Araneae; Araneidae
Gene: LTV1
Product: protein LTV1 homolog
Exons: 12
Coding region: 157-1380 (407 amino acids)
Biological process (GO): ribosomal small subunit biogenesis; ribosomal small subunit export from nucleus
Cellular component (GO): preribosome, small subunit precursor; cytosol; nucleus
Source: RefSeq, a predicted model, not a curated record
CGGUCGCACGUGUAUUAUUGUUUUUAUUACAUUACUGUGGUGGAGACGUAUUUCUUUUUAUUAAUUUUUUUAAUUACUAGGUUAUUGUUCACUUCUAUUUGAAUAUAAAGAUAUUCCUAGUUCUUUCAGAAAUAAAAAUUUGAUUUUCAGAUAGCCAUGCCCCGUAAAAAGAUGAGAUUAUUUACUAGGCACAAUUCUACAAAAUUUGUUCUUUAUACAGAGGGUAGAAAUGAAGAUGGUGAAAAAAUUAAAGAAAAUGUGCUCAUUCCAGUAUCAAGCAAUCAUGUACCUGGAAGCUCUCUCCUGAUUGCCAGUCUUGCUGGAAUAUGCAAACCAGCAUCUGAAAAUAGUGAUGAAAAAGAUUCUCAUAGUGAUGAUAUUCCAAAAUCCUCUCGUAAGAAAUAUUCUGAAACAUAUGAAGAUGAAGAAGCUGAUUUGGGAAAAAUAUUAGAACAGAUGACAGACUCAGAAGAAGAUACUGAAGAUGAAGAGGAUUUUGAAAAAAUUAGACAAAAAAUGCAAAGCAUGGAUUUUUUUGAUAAUCCAACCAGAUCACAACAUCCACGUUCAAAUGUACAUGUUGAAAUAUUUGAUGAAGAAGGAAGUGACUUUUCUGAUGACUUUGGGCAGUUUUCAGAUGCGGAAUCUGGUGAAGACUCUGGUGACGAACAGCCUAAACGGACUCUUACAUCUUCAAGACCAGAUUGCCCUGAAGCCAUAAAAUUACUAAAUGAAGGUUUUAAAGAGGUACUUGCAAAAGAAUAUGAUGAAAAUCAAAUAGGUGCACUAGAUGAUGAAGAAAUUUGUGGUACUUUCACAGCUGAAAACCAGCAUGUGAUGAACUUUAUCAGCACACCAUUAGAAAAGAAACCAGAUGAAACUGAAAUUGAUGAAUUUGAUGAUAGUCUGAAACAAAAGAUUUUGUUAUAUGCUGAAGUUGAACCACCAGAAAAAAUAGUUAAAAUUGUUGAAAAGAAAAAAGAGGAAUUUGAUUGUGAAUCAAUUCUGAGUACUUAUACCAACAUAUAUAACCGUCCAACGGUAAUAAAAGAAGAAUCCAAGAUUAAGAAAAUAAAAAUUCCUCACAAUCCUCUUAAGAAAAAUUUGACGAAGAGUCAGCUAAAGCAGUUAGAGAGCUCCUCCUCAGAAGAAGAAAACAGUGAUGAUGAAGAUAAUUUUUCAGUUGCUACAAGCUGUAAUAUACGACCAAAAGAUGAAACACCAGAACAGAGAAGAGAAAGGAAAAACUUAUUCAAAGAAGCAAAGAGGGAAAGUAGGAGGUUGAAGAAAGAAAAUAAGCUAGCAUUUAAGAAUGAAAAGAAAAAGCAGAUAGCUCAGGCUAUCAAUAUUCAAAAUACCCGAGGUAUCAAAUUAUUAUAACUUAUUGUCUCAACAGUGUAUAGAGUGUACAAAUAAAACAUUUUUUUUUCUUUGAUAA